Corylus avellana is the source of this 2127-nucleotide messenger RNA. RefSeq names its product Protein kinase superfamily protein (gene ATSIK). Lineage: Eukaryota; Viridiplantae; Streptophyta; Magnoliopsida; Fagales; Betulaceae. Gene Ontology annotation, molecular function: protein kinase activity; ATP binding. The record is from RefSeq and is a predicted model, not a curated record. Gene Ontology annotation, biological process: protein phosphorylation.
GUUUGACCACUGCUUAUUGGGCUCCAUUCCGCUUUGGGACUCUCUCUCUCAAAAAUCUCUAGGCUUUCAGCCUUCCCCCAUCUGCUUUCUUUGACUUGUUGGGAGCUUUUUCCUUCAUCAAAUCAAGACCACAGAUUCCAGUUCCAUAAUAUUUUUUUGGCAUCUCUCGAUCUUCUACCGGAGGGAGUUUCAUGUGCCUCCUAUUUUCCAGAAAGAUAGACAACCUUAUUAAAGAGUUUUUCCGUAAGAUGGGGUGUUUCACGGUUUUGAAGAGUAAGAAGAAAAAGUCUGAGCAGACAUUUUAUAUCAACCGUGCUAACCCUAAGGAUCAAACACCUACAGUGUUGCCAGAACCCCAAAUCCGAACCCGGACACUACAGUCUGCACCACCGAGUUUUAGGACCAGAGUGAAACCCAUUCAGCCAGUUAACAAAGUCACCAACAAUAGAACACGUGCAUUAUCUGCCCCAUCGUCUCUUGAUGCCGCAGAGCAAGAUGCUCUUUCAUCAGUUGAAUUUGAAGAACAGGAAGACUCGAGGUACCGAACUGGAUCAAUAAAGGAACAACGGUCCCCGAGUCCACAACCUCUUCCUCUCCCAUCACCUCAGUGUGCUGCUGCAUUGAAGACUACAGGAAGCUUUAAGUCAGGAACUGGUAGUGGGCCUCUCUACGCUUCUGGACCAUUGCCAUUGCCUCCUACAGGAGCACUCCGAAACUUUUCAUAUGAAGAAGUUGCUGCGGCUUGCUACCAUUUCUCUUCAGACAGAUGUGUUUCAGAAGGUCUUUCCUCCAUUAUAUAUAGAGCUUCUUUUGGGGAUGAUGCUUCUAGUUCAAAGAAGUUUGAAGCAACUGUUACUCGCCUUCACCCAUCUACUCAGGGGUUGAAGGAGUUUAUAAAUGAGGUGAACACAAUUGCAUCUUUGCAUCAUCCAAAUCUUUGUAAAUUGCUUGGUUACCAUGCACGUGAAGGUACAGAACAAAGAAUGUUGAUAUACGAGAGGCUCUUUCAUGGAAGCUUGGACCGGCUAUUAUAUGGGAGGUCGGACGGGCCCCCCAUUGAUUGGAAUACAAGAAUGAAAAUUGCUAUAUGUGCUGCACAAGGUCUUACUUUCUUGCAUGAAGAAGGGCCUUUCCAGGCGAUGUACAAUGAAUUUUCAACUGCCAACAUACAGAUUGACAAAGAUUUUCGCGCGAAGCUCUCAGGAUAUGGUUGUGUUGGCCACAUUCCUGAGAUAGAGAUCUCUAAUAAUUCAGUGGCAGUGGCAAACCUUUCAGUGGAGACAGUUGAGGAAGGACGGCUCACUCCCAAAAGCAAUGUUUGGAGUUUUGGAAUAGUUCUUCUAGAACUACUUACUGGCCGGAAGAAUCUUGACAGUCGUCAUCCUAAGGAAGAGAGGAAUUUGGUUAAAUGGAGCCGGCCUUUCCUGGCAGAUGACUGUCGAAUCUCACUGAUCAUGGAUCCUCAUUUAAAAGGCCGUUUCCCAGCCAAAGCAGCCAAGAUAGUAGCUGAUAUUGCACAAGGAUGUCUUCAGAAGGACCCCUCAGACAGACCUACCAUGAGAACUGUUGUUGACAAUCUCAAAAUCAUACAAGACAUGAAGUAUUCCUGUCGUUUUCCUCUGCAAGAACCAGCAACCGUUGCAGGAAAAAGGAUGUCAAAGUCACCGAGUCUAAAUGGAAUCAUUACUCCAGCUCCAAGGUUAAGUUUCUCACCAUCACCACCAUCAAGAGCCCGACCAUCUGUUUCUCCUACUAGACGACCUGCCUUGCCGUUGUCUCUUCCUCCGCGUGCUUGUUCCUCCACCCUCUCUUUGGAGGAGCUUGAACGGCAGGAAAGCCGGAAAUCAUCAUCGUCAACUGUGCGGAGAGCUAGUGUUGAGGGUUUUUGAUUUUGUCUAUAAUGUGCAUUUUUUUACAAUUUUUUUUUUUUUUUUGGUGCUUUUUUUUUUUUGGUGAUUCAACACAAUAUAUAGAAGAUAAACAUGUGGUUCUUCCACGCUCCAUCCCUCAAGAUCAUCAAAGAGAGGAUGUUCUUUUGUAGAUAGUACAAGCCCGGUUGGACCGGGUUCAAUUAGUUUCGCUUAAUCCAGAAUGCCAUCUAUAUAUGGGAAUUUGCAUGUUCCUUUA